Fopius arisanus is the source of this 1504-nucleotide messenger RNA. RefSeq lists its product as uncharacterized. Lineage: Eukaryota; Metazoa; Arthropoda; Insecta; Hymenoptera; Braconidae. Bases 40 to 1266 code for a protein of 408 amino acids. The record is from RefSeq and is a predicted model, not a curated record. The transcript has 2 exons.
GAUCAAGUUCUCUCGUUGAGACAACAAGAAAGAAUCAACAUGAAAACUAUUGCGCUUUUUGCAAUUGUUCUGGCAGUUGCUGCUGCUGAGCCGGGCUUGAACAGAGGAAAAGUUGGGCCUCCGCCACUCAUUAAUCGCCCACGUCCUCCAACUGGCACCGGCAACCGUUUUCGUCGAUCCCCUGAACCUGAGCCACAAGGAUCUAUCGUGCUGCAAGGACAGAAGCCUCUGGAAGGCCCCAAUCGUCAUGGAUCAUGGAGCUUAGACUACCAGCAUAAAAUCUUCGAGGGUAAAAAUGGACAUGUCAGCGCAUCAGGUGGUAUGGGCAGCCAGAACGGUCACAGGACCGAACCACAUGUUGGAAUUCAAGGACAGUGGAGAUUCCGCCGGUCUCCUGAACCUGAGCCACAGGGAUCUAUCGUGCUGCAAGGACAGAAACCUCUAGAAGGCCCCAACCGUCAUGGAUCAUGGAGCUUAGACUACCAGCACAAAAUCUACGAGGGUAAAAAUGGACAUGUCAGCGCAUCAGGUGGCAUGGGCAGUCAGAAUGGUCACAGGACUGAGCCACAUGUUGGAAUUCAGGGACAGUGGAGAUUCCGUCGGUCUCCCGAACCUGAGCCACAGGGAUCUAUCGUGCUGCAAGGACAGAAACCUCUAGAUGGCCCCAACCGUCAUGGAUCAUGGAGUUUGGAUUACCAGCACAAACUCUAUGAGGGUAAGAAUGGACAUGUCAGCGCAUCAGGUGGUAUGGGCAGUCAGAAUGGUCAGAGGACUGAGCCACAUGUUGGAAUUCAAGGACAGUGGAGAUUCCGUCGGUCUCCUGAACCCGAGCCACAGGGAUCUAUCGUGCUGCAAGGACAGAAGCCUCUAGAAGGUCCCAACCGUCAUGGAUCAUGGAGUUUGGAUUACCAGCACAAACUGUACGAGGGUAAGAAUGGACAUGUCAGCGCAUCAGGUGGCAUGGGCAGUCAGAAUGGUCACAGGACCGAGCCACAUGUUGGAAUUCAAGGACAGUGGAGAUUCCGUCGGUCCCCCGAACCUGAGCCACAGGGAUCUAUCGUGCUACAAGGACAAAAGCCUUUAGAUGGCCCCAAUCGUCAUGGAUCGUGGAACUUGGAUUACCAGCAUAAAAUUUUCGAGGGUAAGAAUGGACAUGUCAGCGCAUCAGGUGGUGUUGGCAGCCACCAAGGUCAAAGGACCGAACCACAUAUCGGCCUUCAAGGACAAUGGAGAUUCCGUCGUGCAGCUGAAGCAACAGCUGUGUAAAAUCUUCAACGUCGAAAGGUAAACGAAACAAGAAUGAUAGCCAUCUGGAUACCAACUGGAAGAUCAAAUGACAUCAACAUCAGUCAAUGCAUCGUAUUUACUUUCAAAUAAUUCGUUCGAUGAGACAAAAAUACUCCACCAUUUAGAAUACGUAAUUUAUAACACAUCAAUCCUGCCAAUAUUCGCUACUAUGUAUUUUCAUUUAUUUCUCCAAUAAAAAAACAAUCUGGACAAAUCA